AUGGGCCGAGAAGAACAGAAAGAGGAACGCGAGGUGUUGGACUCCAUCUUCCCGGACGAGAUACAGGACAUCAACGACGCCGAGUACCGCGUAACCAUCAGCCUCGACCCCCCACCAGACGACGAUGAAGACUCCGAGACUCCCGUCGUCAUCCUCAACGUCCGCUACCCGGAAGCAUAUCCCGAUGAAGCACCAUAUCUCGACGUCUCCCAGCUUCCCAAUGCGCCCAAACACAAACACCUCGACAUACAGCAGGACAAGGCGCGACUGCUCGGAGCGCUGGAGCCCACCAUCGAAGAGAGCAUGGGCAUGGCCAUGGUCUUCACUCUCGUCAGUACGCUCAAGGAUGCUGCCGAGCUUCUGAUAAGUGAACGGGCACAGGCGGUACAGGCACAGAAGGAUUUCGAGGCUGCCAAGGCAGAGGAGGAAGAGAACAGGAAGUUCGAGGGGGAGAAGGUCACGAGGGAGACAUUUCUGGCAUGGAGGGAGAAUUUCCGACAGGAGAUGAAGGAGGCGGCAGAGAGGAGGCUGGCUGAGCAGGAAGCAGAAGACAAGAAGAAGCGUGGCGGUAAGACCGAGGAGAAAAAGCUCACCGGUAGGCAGCUUUGGGAGCAGGGCCUGGCUGGGAACACGAUUGAGGAUGAUGAGGAGGGCGAGGAUGCUGUGGAGAGUCUGAAGCAGCUCAAGGUGGAGGGAUGA
This is a messenger RNA of Fulvia fulva, 699 nucleotides long. RefSeq lists its product as uncharacterized. Bases 1 to 699 code for a protein of 232 amino acids. Gene Ontology annotation, molecular function: protein binding. The record is from RefSeq and is a predicted model, not a curated record. Gene Ontology annotation, biological process: cytoplasmic translation. NCBI's taxonomy places the organism in Eukaryota, Fungi, Ascomycota, Dothideomycetes, Mycosphaerellales, Mycosphaerellaceae. The transcript has a single exon.